Messenger RNA from Closterium sp. NIES-67, 1948 nucleotides. The record is from the annotation of a GenBank genome assembly. Lineage: Eukaryota; Viridiplantae; Streptophyta; Zygnematophyceae; Desmidiales; Closteriaceae.
CUGCCUCCUCGGUAGCACCUGAUAUCUCGGUCUCUUUCCUUGCUUACCAGUCACCACAGAAUCUCGCCGUUGUCUUACGUGGCGACAUUCCGUUGAUUAGGCACCCUAGCGCAGGCUACUAAGCAGUGUUUUACUUCUUAGAGCCCCCUAAAUAACGCGGCCGUGCAUGGCUCGCGUGCACUAACUGGUCCGUGUCUCGCGCCACCGCCGUACUGUGAGCGUUCGGGAAGGUAGAGCAGGAGUGCAAUGGCGACGCAAAACCCCUUCGCGCUGCUCGAUGGAGACGACAACGACGAUCCCCAGGCCCUGCUGUCUCGCGUCGCCGCCGAACCUGUGAAGGUCGACGCGAGCAAGAAGGCUGGCGCUAAAGGCGCCAAGCCCGCCCCUGCUGCUGCCAAGCCUGCUGCUGCUACCACUGCACCUGCUCGCUCCGGCUUCAGCCGCGGCGGAGGUCGCGGCGGCGGUCGCGGCGGAUAUGGCGGGCGUGGCGGCGACUACCAGACGUUCAACGAGCCGCGUGACAAUGGCCGCGCGUUUAUCACGGAGCGCCAGGUGCGCGGGGAGGACGGCGAGAUCCGCUCGUCGUUCGACCAGCACGGCCACAGCGACCUGCGGAGAGGCGGCGGAAGGGGGGGGCGCGGUCGCGGCUACGGGCGCGACGGGGGCCAGCGCCGUCCGCACCGCGAGUUCGACCGCAUGAGCGGCACUGGCCGUGGCGGGGAGAUCAAGCGCGAGGGCGCUGGCCGCGGCAACUGGGGCAGGGAGGGCGAGUACCUCGACGAGUCUGUCGCGCCCGCGUCGGCGGAGGCGGAGCCGAAGGCGGAGGGCGCGGGCGAGGCGGCGGAGGCGGCGGCGGAGGUCGCAGCUCCGGAGCCCCCUGUGCUGACUGAGGAGGAGCUUGCUGCCCAGGAAGCUGCGAGGAAGGAGAAGGAGGAGGAGGAGAAGCAAAUGACGCUGGAGGAGUACGAGAAGGUGCUGGAGGAGAAGCGCAAGGCGCUGGCGGCGUCCAAGGCGGCGGCGCGCGUGGUGGAGUUGGACGAGGAGAUGGCCAAGAUGACGCUCAAGAAGAAGCCCGACGGCGACGAUGUCUUCGUCAAGCUGGGAGCGGAGAAGGAGAAGGCGGCGAGGAAGAAGGAUGAGGACCGUCCCAAGGCAGUCAACAUCAACGACUUCCUCAAGCCCGCAGAAGGCCAGACCUUCCACUACCGCAACCAGCGCGGGGGCGGCAGGGGCCGCGGCGGCGGUCGCUACGGCGGCGGCGGGCGCGGCUAUGGUGGGCGGGGGGCAGAGGCCCCGCCCCUGGACCAGUCCCAGUUCCCCACUCUGGCCUAGACGCCUGAAUGCGCCGCUGCUGCCCCUGCCUGCUCUGCUGGCUUGAGGUGGGGGGCGCAGGUGUGGUCAGUUGGUGGUUGGGGAUGUGUGCAGUUGGAUUGGCACUGCUACUGGCUGCUGACUUGGAGGCCAAUAGGACUGAAGACGGCAACCUAGAUGGGCGGUGUCUGGCGAGCGCAGGAGGAGUGAGGGAGGGUGGAAGCAAGAGAGGUCUGGGAGUUGCUAGACUACUUGUUGCAGACACCACGUGUUCUGGCCGGCUGGCUGGCACAAUGCUGGCCUGCAGGUCAGUCUGUAGGCGGGUGAGAGGGGAGGAGGGAGGAUGUGUGUGUGCUGGCAUGCUUGCACAGGCUAGUAGCAGGUGUGUGCGUGCGUUGCAUUGUUGAGGAGCGCUAAGCAUAGUGUGUAGCUUGUGGCUGGCACUGCUGCAGAGGCUCUAGGGGCAGGGGAGGUAAAAUCAUGGCACUGAUGGUGGAUUGGCCAACCUUUGUGUGUUCUGCUUUCCCUUAGACAAAUUUCUGGCGUGGAUUAAAAGUGCUGUUUGGAUUGCAUGUUUAAGUCACCUUUUGUGACUGACUCGAGCGUUUUGCUUUGUCCAUGCAUAGUGCUGCGCAGA